UUCACCUUCCUCAACCCACCAAUCCCAUUUCGAUCAAACUCCACAACCCACCUGUUUCUCUCUCUAAAUUGAAACCAAACCCAGCAAAGACCUAGCUUGGCGGUGUAGAGAUUGACAUCGAGCAAAAGCAAGAGGCUAGGAGCUGAUCGAUCACUUCUUCACCUUCUCUGAAGCCAUCUCCCUCUGUUGGGAUCCGCCCUUGCCUUUAUCAUCGUCGACGCCAUCUCCCAAACACAAGCAGAUCCCAAUCAGCUUGGAAAUUCGCCGCUAAACCACUUCCCUCUUGUUUUCACAGCCUACUUCUCUCUCUCCCACUCAAAUCUCACUCUGUCUCUACAUCAAGCCUCAAUUUGGAAAAUUUUCAUUGAAAACUAUCAUUUUUUCAGACCAAAAGGUUUUUGGGUCUUGCUUGAAAUGGUGAUUUGGAUCUUGGGUUUAGUUGAAAUGAUGGCCAAGUUGACCAAAACCAUAAAUGAAGAAGAAGAAUAGUGAUGGAAAAGAAAAAUAGCCGCCGGCGUGGACAACAAUAAUUGGGGUUUACAAUGAGUGGAGUUGCUUCGGCGCUGGCGUCCCUAUUCUCUUGAACAGCGGCGAUAGUGUUUUGCAAUACUAUUCUCCAUCCUUAUCAGCUCUCCAAAUAUAUACUAGGAACCCAAUGAUCAAUCCAGGUAAUUAUUGUUCGUCUCUGUCUCUGUCUCUGGUUAAUUGAUUAUGUACACCGAUUUGUUCUGGUUUUCAAGGUUGGGGAUCGGCUGCACAGCUAAACCAGAGAGUGACUGUUGGAGUGACGAUAGUGACAGCGAUAAGAAAUCUGUUUCUUUUAGCAAUACUAUUGCCAGCACAUAUGCUACUUCAGAUGAUUCUGUUUCUACCAGUGGCCAUGAGAUUGAGGCCGAUUGCCUUCACCACCUGUAUUGCCAGUACAACGAAACAUCUAGUCCUCAUGAUAGAGUUCCUUUGACCCUCAAGAUCAAUGAAUUAGCUCAAAUUUAUCCUGGUUUGAUGGAGUUUCAAAGCUUGGAGCUCUCUCCUUGUAGCUGGAUGGCUGUUGCUUGGUAUCCUAUCUAUCAAAUUCCAGUUACAAGGAAUGUGAAGGAAUUAUCUGCAUAUUUCAUCACUUAUCACACAUUAUCAUCUUUUCAAGGCCUCCAUAGUACCAUAUCAGAGAAUAAUGAUAAGUUUCAAUGCAUUGAUACAUUGGGAAAGGAUCAUGGAAGCAAGACGCUAGAAAGAGAUGAAAGCAAAGGUGAAAUGGCUCUUCCUCCUUUUGCAGCGGCCACUUAUAAGAUGCAUGGCGAACUUUGGACAACUCCUGAGACUUCGGAUAAGGAAAAGAUUGGCUUUUAUCUGAACGCUGCAAAUUCCUGGUUGAAGCAUCGCAAAUUCCGGCAUCAUGACUUUAUUUCUUCAUAUCUCGUAGGUAACUGAUUGGGAUGUUAAAUUCUGGGAUAAGAUCCGGUAAUGUAAUUUUCGGAGUACAACAGAAAUUUGAUUGCUUUUGGGAUGCCAUGGAAGCCAGGUUCGUAGUAGUAACCGAGUGGUGAGGUGGAUUGGUGUUGUGUGUCAAGCCAUUAUCCGUGUUUGCAUAUACAAAUCCAAAGAUGCAGGCCGUCAAACCCUAUAUUCAUCCGACUGCGCGAUAGUCUACUACCACGUAAUCACGUAUGUAGUGGUUACUCAGUUUGUCUCUUUGCUUGCAAAACAAUGAGCAUUUUGGGUGUAGAACUUUGGCUUCCUUGAAUGUGAUCGGUGACAAGUCCAUGUAAUAACUAAUAACAAAGCCGCUCCACUAAAAAUUUUAUUCUAAAAA
Molecule: messenger RNA, 1810 nt
Organism: Rosa chinensis
Lineage: Eukaryota; Viridiplantae; Streptophyta; Magnoliopsida; Rosales; Rosaceae
Exons: 4
Coding region: 712-1428 (238 amino acids)
Source: RefSeq, a predicted model, not a curated record